AUGGCCCAUGUCUUCUUCGUCGGCGGCACAGGACACAUCGGUGGCGCUGUGCUUGACCAGCUUCUCCAAAAGUAUGCGCACACGAAAGUAAAAGUCUUGGUGCGAGAUGAGGCCAAGGCCGCGCGUCUGGGCACAGUCUACCCACAGGUUGAAUGCGUCGUCGGCGACGCGGGAGACCUCGAGGUUCUCGAAAAGUGUAGCCAGGCAGCCGAUAUCGUCGUCAACACGGCUCCGGAUAUCACGCACGACGAGGGAAUCAGGGCGAUCCUCUCGGGGUUGAAAGCGCGAGGCGAGACUAUCAACAACGAUAAACCAUGCUAUAUCCACACGUCGGGCGCAUCUCUUGUCUGGGACGAGCCCACAGGCUCCAAGGACGCCCGCUGGUGGGACGAUAUCGUCGACAUACAAGACAUUUGUGCGUUCAAGGGGGCCGCCCACACGCACGCCGUGACCGACAAGAUCGUGCGAGACGCGGCCCCGUAUGUCAACGUGGCCAUCAUCUCGCCGGGGUUCGUUGGCGGCAUGAGUCCCUCCAUUGAGCACCCGACACCGAUCACGAUGCCCGCCAUUCUGCUCACCGCCCGUGCUUUCAAGUCGGGCUGGCAAAUCGCCGGGGGACAAAACACCCACGCCUGGGUCCACGUCUUGGACCUCGCAAGGAUGUAUAUGAUCCUCAUUGGAAAGGCCGUUGACGGUGUGUGCGAGUCUGAACCAUUUCCCAUCUGGGGUCCAGAUGCCUACUAUUUUGGCACCAGCGAGGACAUCUCGUUCGGAACGUUCAUGAAACAUCUUGUGCAUAUUCUCAAGAAGCAAAGGGUCAUUGAGAGCACCAAGAUGAAGUCGGUCAGCGUGGCUGAAGCGGCGAGGGCCAGCAUCGCUGGGAGCGACUACAACCCCAACACCCCGCCGCCCCCGCUGGACACCUGGGCCCUGCACAUUGCCAUUAUGUAUGGGAUCAACAUGCGUAUCGGCGCGUCGAGAAUGAAGAGGCUAGGCUGGAAUGCAGAGAUGGGCACCAUCGUCGAUAGUUUUCCGCAAGUAGUUGCCGAGCACUUGAAGCGGGAGAAGUUGAGCGACAGGAACUAG
Colletotrichum higginsianum IMI 349063 is the source of this 1086-nucleotide messenger RNA. Its product is annotated as Nucleoside-diphosphate-sugar epimerase. The record is from RefSeq and is a predicted model, not a curated record. Lineage: Eukaryota; Fungi; Ascomycota; Sordariomycetes; Glomerellales; Glomerellaceae. The coding region runs from base 1 to 1086 and encodes 361 amino acids. The transcript has 2 exons.